This is a messenger RNA of Coregonus sp. 'balchen', 3794 nucleotides long. NCBI's taxonomy places the organism in Eukaryota, Metazoa, Chordata, Actinopteri, Salmoniformes, Salmonidae. The record is from the annotation of a GenBank genome assembly.
AUGGCCCUCCUGCAUCAGUUCAAAAUCGCAGGGGGCCAGGUGACCUACAAGAGCCGCAUCCGGGGCAGUGAUUGCUACACGGCUAACAGUGAGAACAGCCGCAUCGUUUUGUCUGAAUUCGGGACUGUGGUCAUGCCAGAACCCUGCAAGAACUUCUUCCAGCGCUUUCUGUCCCGGUUCGAACUGCCAAGUGAGUUUACAGUUCAAGGCUGCAGUUCAAGAGUUUGAGGUCAAAGAGUGUAGAAUAUAUGACAGACAGAAAAUUGAUUUGCGUUGUGCUAAUCACAUGAAAACUGUCUUUGGUCCACAGAAGCGUCAGAUAAUGACAAUGUGAGCUUUGUGACAAACAAGGGUGAUUACCUCCUGAGCACGGAGACAAACUUCAUGCACAAGGUGGACCGUGAGACACUUGAGACAAAGGAAAAGGUAGGCCUUGGUUAAUAAAAUAUUGUAUCAGAGCUACUAGUGUGCAGCUUUUUCUUUUCUAUUUAAAAGGCCUACACACACUACCUACAGUAGCCUACAUACAGUGAGGGAAAAAAGUAUUUGAUCCCCUGCUGAUUUUGUAUGUUUGCCCACUGACAAAGAAAUGAUCAGUCUAUAAUUUUAAUGGUAGGUUUAUUUGAACAGUGAGAGACAGAAUAACAACAAAAAAAUCCAGAAAAACGCAUGUCAAAAAUGUUAUAAAUUGAUUUGCAUUUUAAUGAGGGAAAUAAGUAUUUGACCCCUUUGCAAAACAUGACUUAGUACUUGGUGGCAAAACCCUGGUUGGCAAUCACAGAGGUCAGACGUUUCUUGUAGUUGGCCACCAGGUUUGCACACAUCUCAGGAGGGAUUUUGUCCCACUCCUCUUUGCAGAUCUUCUCCAAGUCAUUAAGGUUUCGAGGCUGACAUUUGGCAACUCGAACCUUCAGCUCCCUCCAAAGAUUUUAUAUGGGAUUAAGGUCUGGAGACUGGCUAGGCCACUCCAGGACCAUAAUGUGCUUCUUCUUGAGCCACUCCUUUGUUGCCUUGGCCGUGUGUUUUGGGUCAUUGUCAUGCUGGAAUACCCAUCCACAACCCAUUUUCAAUGCCCUGGCUGAGGGAAGGAGGUUCUCACCCAAGAUUUGACGGUACAUGGCCCCGUCCAUCUUCCCUUUGAUGCAGUGAAGUUGUCCUGUCCCCUUAGCAGAAAAACACCCCCAAAGCAUAAUGUUUCCACCUCCAUGUUUGACGCUGGGGAUGGUGUUCUUGGGGUUAUAGGCAGCAUUCCUCCUCCUUCAAACAUGGCGAGUUGAGUUGAUGCCAAAGAGCUCGAUUUUGGUCUCAUCUGACCACAACACUUUCACCCAGUUCUCCUCUGAAUCAUUCAGAUGUUCAUAGGCAAACUUCAGACUGGCCUGUAUAUGUGCUUUCUUGAGCAGGGGGACCUUGCAGGCGCUGCAGGAUUUCAGUCCUUCACGGCGUAGUGUGUUACCAAUUGUUUUCUUGGUGACUAUGGUCCCAGCUGCCUUGAGAUCAUUGACAAGAUCCUCCCGUGUAGUUCUGGGCUGAUUCCUCACCGUUCUCAUGAUCAUUGCAACUCCACGAGGUGAGAUCUUGCAUGGAGCCCCAGGCCGAGGGAGAUUGACAGUUAUUUUGUGUUUCUUCCAUUUGCGAAUAAUCGCACCAACUGUUGCCACCUUCUCACCGGGCUGCUUGGCGAUGGUCUUGUAGCCGAUUCCAGCCUUGUGUAGGUCUACAAUCUUGUCCCUGACAUCCUUGGAGAGCUCUUUGGUCUUGGCCAUGGUGGAGAGUUUGGAAUCUGAUUGAUUGAUUGCUUCUGUGGACAGGUGUCUUUUAUACAGGUAACAAACUGAGAUUAGGAGCACUCCCUUUAAGAGUGUGCUCCUAAUCUCAGCUCGUUACCUGUAUAAAAGACACCUGGGAGCCAGAAAUCUUUCUGAUUGAGAGGGGGUCAAACACUUAUUUCCCUCAUUAAAAUGCAAAUCAAUUUAUAACAUUUUUGACAUGCGUUUUUCUGGAUUUUUUUGUUGUUAUUCUGUCUCUCACUGUUCAAAUAAACCUACCAUUAAAAUUAUAGACUGAUCAUUUCUUUGUCAGUGGGCAAACGUACAAAAUCAGCAGGGGAUCAAAUACUUUUUUCCCUCACUGUACAUAACGGGUUGCAUUCAGUCUAAACAAAUAGCCAAAUGUUUUUGUUUAAAUAUUUAUUAAGAGACCUAUUGCAUUAUAGGAUAGCAUGAUUGAAGGGCUAUCAAGACAUUUCAUUUUUGUUGUUGCUCUCAACAGGUGAACUGGAGCAAAUUCAUCGCUGUCAAUGGAGCCACUGCCCACCCCCACACAGACCCUGAUGGUACAACAUACAACAUGGGGAAUUCUUUCUCUGCUAAAGGUAAGUAAGGAACUAGCCCCUGCCCAUUCACUAACCACCUUCCACCACCAAUGCCUGGGAGGAGGAUGGCUUCCUGGUUAUGGACCUCUGAGUCGCAGACGAUGGCAAAGCCAUCAACAACUACAUGGUUCAGAACAUGCGCAAGUCAGGAGAGGCUCUGGACGAGGUUAGUAUCAGUCUAAACUGAAGGGUAUAACACUUCAUAACUUUAAUGAAUAAGCAUUAAUAAACUAUUUUUAAAAUACUAACUACAAAUACGUAUUACAUUUGUAAACAUUUAUAAGCAUUUGAAUUCAGAAGCAUUUAUCAUUAAAAAAAAUAUUUUAUAAAGCAUCUAUAAGCAUUUAUAAUGGCUUGUUCAUUCAAGUUAAAAGUGUAACCAGCUGAAGUCACUAGGAUCAGGAAUCCUACGUGUGAACUGCUUGAGGUUGAAAAUAUUUUUUAUUUUUUAUUACACACUAUGUGCAGUGUUCUCCGGCGAUUUGUCUUGCCUCUCAACGUGGACAAGGAGACACCAUGUGGGCAAAAUCUGAACACACGCCCAACAGUAUCACCACUGCCGACAAGGUAUGUGUACAAUAAUCAUGCACAAGUCUUCUAUUAUACAUCACUGCUGAUAUACAUCACAAGUUCAUUAAACAAAAGGUUAUGUGAUUACCCUCCACAUUAUGUGAAUAUUUACUAUCAGAGCCUUUAAACACUCUCUCUGCAGGUGUUCUAUACACAUGAGGAUCUGCAUGAUGAGGAACUCCAUAAGUACGGUGGUCUCGAGUUCCCACAAAUCAACUAUGCCAAGUACAACACCAAACCAUAUCGCUACUUCUACGGUUGCGGUUUCAGACAUCUGGUAGUAGACACUCAUCAAAAUGGACCUCCAAGGCAAAAAAAUGAAUGUUGGUUCAGAUAUAUUGAUUCUUCCUUCCUUUUUAGAAACACGGAAGAAUAUCUGCAUCAGUAAAACAGUACUCUAUUGCGAUGAGUGAUGUAGGCCUAGGUCAUAUUUGGCAGUUUGACGUUAGGAAAUUCAAUGCUGACCUUCACACUACUGUGCUUCAAGGUGUGGGAGCAUCCUGGACUGUACCCUUCAGAGCCUGUCUUUGAACCCUUGCCUGGCGCUACAGAAGAGGAUGAAGGUGUCAUUAUGUCUGUGGUCAUCACUCAAAAUAAGGUCAGUUCCCCUUUAAACACCUAUGCCCAUUGGUUAACAAUUGUUGCACUCUUAACUCCCAAUGUUAGCCUCCUAACUUAAUGUAAACAUGUGCCCCUUCUCCAGGACAAAAGCACUUUCCUGUUGGUUUUGGAUGCCAAGACAUUCGAAGAGUUGAGCAGAGCUGAGGUGCCUGUGAACAUUCCCUAUGGUUUCCAUGGGACAUUCAACUCCACUAUAACUCAUAGAAGGCCUCUAUCAGAAAAAAAUUAG